AUGGCCGCUUUGCUCUGCCUGCGUCAACCUCCCUUUAUUAUUAUUAUUAUUAUUAUUAUUAAGUUUUCUUCUCUCUUUCUCCACAAAAGUUCACGAAAUAAAUACCUUCAGUUCUCAUUUUCGUUUCUCUCUCCUAUAGGAUUUGGCCAAGAAGAAAGCGCACCCGCAGCGACGUCGGCUAUCAACCCACCGAUAAGAUCAACACCCUUUCAAGCGCCUCUUUUCCCACCAUCUCUAAAAAUAUAUAUGUUCUUCAUUUUUUCGUUCAGACUCGUACGCGAAUAUAUAAGAGUAUUUUUCCCCUCUCCCUUUUUCUGCCCUUCUCGCAUCGUUCGUUUGCUGUGUCGGAGCACGCACUUUCACGCGCAAAAGAGGGAAUCGUAAAGUAAUGUAGCGCACCGUUUGAAGGAGAAAGGAUGUGCCGAGCAAGGACGGUUGACCGCGUUCUUCGACGACGGAAAGGCGGAGCACAUCUUUUUUUUUUGCUUUCGCGUUCCCAUCGUUGUGCCACACUUACGUGUUUUUUUUUCUGUUUCUGUUCGCUUUCUCUUUGUUUCCCUUCUUCCUGUGAAACCCGAAAACGUGUCAAAAGUUCUUCUCUUCCUUCCCAUUUUACUUGUAAGUUUCUCUUGGAGUUAACGAAUUCGAAUUCUUUCAGCCGUGAGACUCUUUCACGUUCUUUCUGCCCCGUCCAUGUGCUCACGCAAAGUGUUUACACGC
Messenger RNA from Leptomonas pyrrhocoris, 720 nucleotides. RefSeq lists its product as hypothetical. The record is from RefSeq and is a predicted model, not a curated record. The transcript has a single exon. Bases 1 to 384 code for a protein of 127 amino acids. Lineage: Eukaryota; Euglenozoa; Kinetoplastea; Trypanosomatida; Trypanosomatidae.